Molecule: messenger RNA, 1455 nt
Organism: Ilex paraguariensis (yerba mate)
Lineage: Eukaryota; Viridiplantae; Streptophyta; Magnoliopsida; Aquifoliales; Aquifoliaceae
Source: the annotation of a GenBank genome assembly
AUGGCUCCUCCUGACCCAAUCCUUGGAGUUUCUGAAGCAUUCAAAGCAGACACACAUGAAAUGAAGCUCAACCUUGGUGUCGGAGCCUAUCGCACAGAAGAACUUCAACCUUAUGUCCUUAAUGUUGUAAAGAAGGCAGAGAAUCUUAUGCUGGAGAGGGCAGAAAACAAAGAGUAUCUUCCAAUUGAGGGUUUGGCUGCAUUCAACAAAGUUACAGCAGAAUUAUUGUUUGGAGCAGGCAACCCAGUGAUUCAGCAACAAAGAGUUGCAACUGUCCAAGGUCUUUCAGGAACUGGUUCUCUUCGACUUGCUGCAGCACUUCUAGAGCGAUACUUUCCUGGGGCACAAGUUGUGAUAUCAUCUCCAACUUGGGGUAACCACAAGAAUAUUUUCAAUGAUGCUAGAGUUCCUUGGUCUAAAUAUCAUUACUAUGACCCAAAAACAGUUGGUUUGGAUUUUGAUGGGAUGAUAUCAGACAUAAAGUGGGAAAAAAUUGCUGAUGUGAUUCAAGAGAAGAACCACAUUCCUUUUUUUGACGUUGCUUACCAGGGAUUUGCAAGUGGAAGCCUGGAUGAAGAUGCAUCAUCUGUGAGGUUGUUUGCUGCACGUGGCAUGGAGCUUCUGGUUGCUCAGUCAUACAGUAAAAAUUUGGGUCUUUAUGCAGAAAGGAUUGGAGCAAUCAAUGUUGUCUGCUCAUCAACAGAUGCAGCAGCAAGGGUAAAGAGCCAACUGAAAAGGCUUGCUCGGCCAAUGCACUCGAACCCUCCUAUCCAUGGUGCUAGGAUUGUUGCCAAUGUUGUUGGGGAUCCAGCUCUCUUCAAAGAAUGGAAAGAGGAGAUGGGCUUGAUGGCUGGAAGGAUAAAGAGUGUGAGGCACAAACUAUAUGACAGCCUCUGUGCAAAGGAUAACAGUGGGAAGGACUGGUCAUUUAUUCUCAAGCAAAUUGGCAUGUUCUCUUUUACAGGCCUGAGCAAAGCUCAGAGUGGCAACAUGACAAACAAGUGGCAUGUGUACAUGACAAAGGAUGGAAGAAUAUCUUUGGCUGGAUUAUCUUCAGCCAAGUGUGAAUAUCUUGCAGAUGCCAUCAUUGACUCAUACCACAAUGUCAGCUAGAGAAGGCAAACAUUGGAAAACAUUUGGUGAGUCUGUUAAUUCGUUUUUGAGAUAACUUUAUACGGAAAUGUUUGGAAUAAUGUAUCCUGACUCUGUAAAAAAUUGGAGUUUGAAGACCUGUCUGAGAUCUGUAUGGGGCAAUUUGUAGACAUAUAUUUUUGUUCUUUAAAGAUCCAUAGAAAGUCUCAUUUUUGCUACAUAUUUAGAUACAGAACGGUAAAGACUACUUGCAAUUAGCUUCUUGUACUCUAGGUAGGGUUAGGAUGAAUUUGAGUUGCUAAAUUACAAAUGUGAGGUUUGGGCUUUUAGGGCACCACCGAUUCUCUGGUCUCUUUUUGGGCC